Messenger RNA from Cercospora beticola, 1137 nucleotides. RefSeq names its product PDGFA associated 1 family protein. The record is from RefSeq and is a predicted model, not a curated record. Gene Ontology annotation, molecular function: RNA binding. Lineage: Eukaryota; Fungi; Ascomycota; Dothideomycetes; Mycosphaerellales; Mycosphaerellaceae. Gene Ontology annotation, cellular component: cytosol.
AUUCACCACAAAGCAACGCAUUUGUGACUCGAUCCUCGUUCACUAUUUAGACUACUCUUGGUUUUCUAGCCUUACAGGAGCAGUCAGUCAGGACAUCCAACUUACCUGCGACGAAGAACCACCACGGCCUUCCACGUCCUUUGACUCCGACAACAAUACCCCACCAACCCCUCGAGCACUUUUCGAAUACCCCGCCAACGAGCACACAACAUGUCGUCGAGAGGCGCCACGAGAGGCCGCGCUGGCAAGUUCGGCAAGGCAAAGCGAGGAGGAGGACGUCACUUUAGCAAGAACCUCGCUCCCCUCGAUGCAGAUGGAGCAGAAAGCUCCAUGUGGGCAGACCCGGCGGAGCAAGACGAUGACGACUCUUCAGAGGAGGAAGAUUCUUCAGAGGAGGAGUCAAGCGAGGAGGAAGGCGGACCAGCCUCUCAGCAAAAGGAGAUGACACGUGAGGAGCGACGAGCCGCGGCAAAGGCAAAGAAGGAGGCUGCGAUCAAGAAGAAGCAGGGAGUCGUCGAGGCUGGUGAUCUGCCACCAAGUGAUGACGAUGAGGAUGAGGAUGAUGAUAUGCCUGCGAAUCCAAACCACAGUGCAUCCGCUCGAAAGCAGGCGGACAAAGCACCACCGAGCGCAGAAGACGCGGAGAAGCAGACCGCAAAGGCGAAGAAGACUGGCGACCUCUCACAACUGUCGAGGCGUGAGCGAGAGGCACUGCAGGCUCAGCAAGCAAAGGAAAGAUACCAGAAGCUGCAUGCGGAAGGCAAGACGGAGGAGGCCCGAGCAGAUCUGGAGCGGCUGAAAUUGGUGCGAGAGCAGAGAGCUGAAGCUGCUGCACGCAAGGAGGCCGAGAAGCAAGAGCGUGAAUUAAUUGACAAGGAGAAGAAGGAGCAGAUGGCGAGACUCGAGCGUCAACAAGCACAGAAGGCUGCACGAGGUGGCCGCGGAGGCAAGAAAGGUGGAAAGGCCUGAGGUUGUCUCGAAGGAUCUUGUUGUGCUGCGAGUGGAAGUUGAUGAUGAGCGUCCUUGCAUAGUGCAGCGAUUGCGCGACGAUAGACGCAUGGCAUGGCUGCGGCCUGUUCACGAAUUGAAGAGACUUUUGCAUUCAACAGGCCUCUCGGUGCUCAUCAGUUGGUCCCC